UUCCCGCCUCCAGGUGCGUCACUCGCUACGGAGUUUCGUCGGGACAACAUGGGUCGCAGGCGUGCGGCCGACAAGAAGUCGCGGGGAAGCGAGCCUCGCGGCCAGAAGGCUAAGGGGGAGAACUUGACCCUGCGCGAGGAAACGGAGGCGGAUGUUUUUGAAGAUGAGAAACCCUCAAAGAAGACCAUUCUCUCAAAAGUCUCAGGAAGAAAGAGGAAGAGAGGCUGCAAUGAUCCUGGAGGCCCAGCAGAUAAUCCAGCAAAAAAGAAAGUGGCCAAGGUGCCCAAGGUGAUAAAGGACGUAAAGUCUGAAAAUCCCAAGGUGAUAAAGGACGAAGCCCUCAGUCAUGGGGAGGAUUUCAGGGACACAGCAGGUGCCCACAGGCAGGCACACCAUCCCAAGAGAGAGGCUCCCGUGGACAAGGGCAGCCACAAAGGAGAUGAUGACGACGAUGAGGACAGUGAAGAUGAUUGGGAAGAGGUAGAAGAGCUUAGUGAGCCUGUACCAGGAGAUGUGGGAGAAAAUGCAACCUUCUCUAAAUCUGCUCUGCCUGUGAAGCCCGUGGAGAUCGAGAUCGAAACCCCGGAGCAGGCAAAGGCAAGAGAAAGAAGUGAAAAGAUAAAAAUGGAGUUUGAGACAUAUCUUCGGAGGAUGAUGAAACGUUACAAUAAAGAAGUCCAUGAGAACACACACAAGGUUCACCUUCUGUGUCUAUUAGCUAAUGGCUUCUACCGAAAUAGCGUCUGCAUGCAGCCAGAUCUGCUGGCCAUCGGCCUCUCCAUCAUCCCUACUCGCUUUACCAAAGUGCCUCCUCAGGAUGUGGAUAUCUGCUACCUGUCGGACCUGGUGAAAUGGUUCAUUGGAACGUUUACAGUUAAUGCAGAGCUUUCCACCAGUGAGCAAGAUCACCUGCAGACUACCUUGGAAAGGAGGUUUGCUAUCUACUCUGCGCAAAAUGAUGAAGAAUUGGUCCAUAUAUUUUUACUGAUUCUCCGGGCCCUGCAGCUCCUGACCCGACUGGUAUUAUCUCUACAGCCAAUUCCCCUGAAGUUGGCAGCGGCAAAGGGAAAGAAACCAUCUAAGGAGAAAUCCACAGAGGGUGCUGGAAGUUCCUCAGAAACUUCUAACCCACUUCCAGAAAACCAGACCAAACCAAAGACCAGCAUAGGAACCAGACGAGAGGGGCCUUCCUCUCAGGGCCCAAGUGCCAAAGGGAAGAGGAGCCGGGCAGCUGGGAAGAAACGGAGACAGCCCUCAUCCAGUGAGGAGGAGGAGGAGGAGGGCGAGGUGGGGGAGUCUGAAGAAAACCCCAGACGCCUGCCUGUCCGGGAGCGGCGGGUGGCCCCCAAGGUGUCUUACAAGGAGGCAAGUGGGAGUGACGAGGCCGGCAAUGACUCUGACUUCGAGCUUUCCAGCGGGGGCGCCCAUCAUCCAUCUGACGAGGAUUCUGAGCCUGGUACUGUGAGGCAGAGGGCCCCGGCCCUUCCGAGGAGAAAGGCCCGGUCUCAGAGUGAUUCCAGGACCCCACGUGGAAGCCACCCUCAGCACCCAGGCUUUCCAGCAGCUUCUGCAAGCUCUUCGAGUAGUCAGAGUAAGAGAGGCAAGAAAAUUUCCAGUGAAGGUGAGGAGGUAGGAGGUGGGCAAGCAGCUGGUGUAGACCAGUGGCUCGAGGUGUUCUGUGAGCAGGAGGAAAAGUGGAUGUGUGUGGACUGUGUGCAUGGGGUGGUGGGCCAGCCUCUGACCUGUUAUAAAUACGCCACCAAGCCCAUGACCUACGUGGUGGGCAUUGACAGUGAAGGCUGGGUCCGGGAUGUCACCCAGAGGUACGACCCAGCUUGGAUGACGGCGACCCGCAAGUGUCGGGUUGAUUCUGCGUGGUGGUCUGAAACCUUGAGAGCAUACCAGAGCCCGCUGGUGGACAGGGCAAAGAAAGAAGACCUGGAGUUUCAGGCAAAGCACCUAGGCCAGCCUUUGCCCACUUCCAUCGGCACAUACAAGAACCACCCCCUGUAUGCCCUGAAGAGGCAUCUCCUGAAGUACGAGGCCAUCUACCCUGAGACUGCUGCCAUCCUCGGGUACUGCCGCGGAGAAGCGGUCUACUCCAGAGAUUGUGUGCAUACCCUGCAUUCCCGGGACACGUGGCUGAAGCAGGCAAGAGUGGUGAGGCUGGGAGAAGUGCCUUACAAGAUGGUGAAAGGCUAUUCCAAUCGGGCACGGAAGGCCCGACUCGCUGAGCCCGAGCUGCGGGACCAGAAUGACCUGGGCCUGUUCGGCCAGUGGCAGACGGAGGAGUACCAGCCGCCCGUGGCUGUGGACGGCAAGGUCCCUCGGAAUGAGUUUGGGAAUGUGUACCUCUUCCUACCCAGCAUGAUGCCUGUUGGCUGCGUCCAACUAAGGCUGCCCAACCUGCACCGUGUGGCGCGCAAGCUGGACAUCGACUGCGUCCAGGCCAUCACUGGCUUUGAUUUCCAUGGAGGCUACUCCCACCCAGUAACUGACGGAUACAUAGUCUGUGAGGAAUUCAAAGAUGUGCUCCUGGCUGCCUGGGAAAAUGAGCAGGCGCUUAUUGAGAAGAAGGAAAAGGAGAAAAGGGAGACACGGGCUUUGGGGAACUGGAAGCUACUGGUCAGAAGCCUGCUCAUCAGGGAGAGGUUGAAACUGCGCUAUGGGGCCAAGAGUGAGGCCGCUGCUCCCCACACAGAUGCAGGAGGUGGCCUCUCGUCUGACGAAGAGGAGGGAACUAGCUCUCAAGCGGAAGCUGCCAGAAUCCUGGCUGCCUCCUGGCCUCAAAACCGAGAGGCUGAAGAAGAACAGAAGCCAAAGUGCCCUAAGAAGACCAAAAGGGGAAAGAAGGAGGCGGCUUCUCACCUGUUCCCAUUUGAGAAGCUGUAAUGUGAGUGGUUACCAUGGUGCAGGCCUCAUGCCUGUCCUGGGGUAUGGCAUCUCCCUCAGGAAGGCACAGAAGUGGCCUGCACUGCAGACAAGGACUAGGGGACAGAAGGGCCACAUGGAAAUGGCGCAGGCCUGCUCUGGCUCCAGUCCUUGUGGGAUACAGCCGGGGUAGGGUUUCCUAAGCUCCUGACUACCUUAUGCUUUCAGCUACAGAACAUUCCCCAGAGACUCUCGUGUUAUCCAGCCCCUUACCUCACAUCUUUGGGAACAGGAGUCGGUUCUUUCAUAGACACCACUGGGGAAUCUUGGGGCAUUUAGGGACACAUCUGUCCAUUCUUCAGGUAGAUUAUUCUUCUGUUGGGCAUUUGUGCUCAUCUCUCUGGCCAACUUGGGAGCCUCUCUGUAGGCCACACACUUUUCCCUCAAUCAGGUUUUCUGUGCUACCUACUGCUGCCUCUUUGUAGAGUGGGAGAGCACGAGUGGGAAGUAAGGUUCACUCAGAUCAUGGUAUUGUGGGGUGGGAUCUACUUUUUGAACAUUUCAGAAGAUUAGAACAAGCUAAAAUCAGAAAAGGGAAAAUAGGAAUUGAAAAAGAAAUGUAACAGGAUCAGUGUUCAAUUAGAUUUUGUUACUGGAUUAAUUUAUAAAGCUCUAUGCACUGUAGAUAGUCAACAGAAAUAACUUUUAUAAGUUGAGAAAAAUUAAAGCAAUUGUCCAAAAAGCCUUGGCUCUGCAUUUUCAUUCAGAUUUGGGAUAUCCUUGGAUGACAGUGAUUUGUGCAUGUCAAGUCUGUGAUAACUUCUGAUUGUUCUUAUGUAGGCUGGGAACUCAGCACACACGGAAUUUCCUUCUGUGUUUAAGUGAGGAGAUAUUACUUAAUUUGACAGGAGACAUUAAAAACGUGAGCCAGUUUUAGCCAAGGGAAACAAAACACUUGGGCUGUGACUCACAUAGCAAGAGUGGCCAGAAGGCCUUGUUGAGAAAUAAAUGGUGUCAUGGGAAUUGUGGCUGGGCACUUCCUGCCCUGGCCCGUACUCUCCUGCGGGUCAACCACUUGUUUUUUGGGAAUGAGUCAAGACCAUCACCCUGUCUCUGCAGAAGGAACUUGGUGUUCUGGCAGAUUCAGCUUCUAGGAGGUAUUUUGGAAAUGAAAUGAAGCACUGGGUUUCAGAAAUAAAAGAGCAGGUUGGGGGAUGUUAUGACACUGCUUCAAACCUUGUAUUUGUAACAAAAAGUAUGCAAAUUGCUAGCUGCAGAGUGGACAAUUAGCAGCUCACCACCUUGGAGGCAAAGAGAAUAAAAAAUAUUACUGUUCAGGCAUUUCAUGGUCUUUAUCAUUUAGUCCUCACCGCACCCCCGUGAGGCAGGAAGGCAUUGUGCCCCAUUUUACAGAUGAGGAAACUGAGACUCAGUGAUCACUG
Talpa occidentalis (Iberian mole) is the source of this 4313-nucleotide messenger RNA. It is a transcript of the gene XPC, whose product is annotated as XPC complex subunit, DNA damage recognition and repair factor. Gene Ontology annotation, molecular function: damaged DNA binding; single-stranded DNA binding. The record is from RefSeq and is a predicted model, not a curated record. Gene Ontology annotation, biological process: mismatch repair; nucleotide-excision repair. NCBI's taxonomy places the organism in Eukaryota, Metazoa, Chordata, Mammalia, Eulipotyphla, Talpidae. The transcript has 16 exons. Bases 49 to 2892 code for a protein of 947 amino acids. Gene Ontology annotation, cellular component: XPC complex; cytoplasm; nucleotide-excision repair factor 2 complex.